This is a messenger RNA of Cheilinus undulatus (humphead wrasse), 1280 nucleotides long. It is a transcript of the gene ved, whose product is annotated as ventrally expressed dharma/bozozok antagonist. The record is from RefSeq and is a predicted model, not a curated record. Gene Ontology annotation, molecular function: sequence-specific double-stranded DNA binding. Gene Ontology annotation, cellular component: nucleus. Gene Ontology annotation, biological process: central nervous system development; spinal cord motor neuron cell fate specification; neuron projection morphogenesis. Bases 242 to 1093 code for a protein of 283 amino acids. The transcript is spliced from 3 exons. Lineage: Eukaryota; Metazoa; Chordata; Actinopteri; Labriformes; Labridae.
CAGCCUCUCUGAGACUCUGAAUGAGACGUCUUAAUGACUCCAGUUGUGAAAACUUAAAGGAGGGGAGGAUGUGAGCUUUGAUGUUCAGGGGGGAGGACCACCUUUAAAAACAGAGCACCCACAAGGAGGGGGGACACUCAGGACUUCACCAGGACCCAGACCACAUCCACAGAGGCCUCACCCUGCAGCCUGGACUCCAACUUUUGAAGGAUUUACUGUAGAAGUGGAGCACCGAUCAGCUAUGAGAGGACGCUUCUCCAUCGAGUGGAUGGCUCAGAGCAGCCAGCCUCCACAGACGGACAGGACGGGGUCCGAGCCCACGACCUGUGGGACCAGCGCCGAGAGUUUACCGGGUUUCUACAGCAGGCAGAGGACCGAGGAGGAGGGCAGGAGUCAUUCUAGGACGGAGGAGUUUCAUCUGAGCUCUGAGCAGCAGCAAAGCUCUCAGAAUAACCAGGUGUCUGAGGCCGGUUUCAGCAGCGGUACGGAGGAGGAGACGUCCGGCUAUGAGAGUGAAGGAGGUCACUCCAUCUCCCCUUCAGCCCCCACAGACUGCACCUCCUCAUCACCAUCCUCUUCCUCCUCUUCCUGCCCAACGUCGCCCCCUUCAGGCCGGAGGCCCCGGACGGCGUUCACAGCAGAGCAGAUCAGCAGCAUGGAGCGAGCGUUUAAGAGGAACGCUUACCUGGGAACUCAGGACAAAGCUGAGCUGUGCAAGAAGCUCAACCUGUCAGACAAACAGGUCAGAAACUGGUUCCAGAACAGGCGGAUGAAGCUGAAGCGGACGGUGCAGGACGCCCUCGCUCACGCCUGUCAGGCCAACGUGGCCUCUCAGCUCAUGCAUUAUCCCGACCUGCAGGCCUACAGACCGGCCCCGUACCCCCGGUACCACUCUACAGCAGGAGGACAGGACGGCCCGUCUGCAGCCUCGUACGUCCACCCACACAGCCUGCAGUACGGCUCGGCUCUGCCCAGCGUCCCCUCUCUGCCUCUGGACUCCUUCUACCCGUACAGCAGCCUCCCUGGAGUCAUGCUGCCAUCUGCAGCCUCUCCGCUAGUGGCCUCCUACACGACUUACCCUCAGUACUACUGACCCUCAGGGACACGAGAGCUUCAAAUGAGCCAAACAGGCUGGUGUGCAAUGAUGUAAAGUUUAGAUGUAUUUAAAAUGAAUCUAUCAAGUCUUUAUCUAAAUUUUGAUUUGUGAAAUAAGAUUGUUUAAAUAAAAUAUUAAUUAAAAUGUACAUGUUUUCUGACUUUUCCUCAGAACUAAGGCUUUA